This is a messenger RNA of Drosophila takahashii, 1471 nucleotides long. RefSeq names its product Tyrosine--tRNA ligase, mitochondrial (gene TyrRS-m). Gene Ontology annotation, biological process: tyrosyl-tRNA aminoacylation. NCBI's taxonomy places the organism in Eukaryota, Metazoa, Arthropoda, Insecta, Diptera, Drosophilidae. Gene Ontology annotation, cellular component: cytosol; mitochondrion. The record is from RefSeq and is a predicted model, not a curated record. Gene Ontology annotation, molecular function: RNA binding; tyrosine-tRNA ligase activity; ATP binding.
AUUCUUGAGAGGAUUUGCAUAAUGCUGCCCCUGCGCUGGAGUUUGCUGAAGCCGCUCCAGGAUGGCCUCCGACAGAGUCGCCGCCACCUGGCGCAGAAGAACCUCCUGGAGCUCACGGAUCGGGGCUUUUUCCAGGGCAUUUUCCCCGACACAGCGGCGCCCAAGAUGAAGCAGCUCUUCACCAGCGGCCAGCAGAGCAUCUACGCAGGAUUCGAUCCCACCGCCGACAGCCUGCACGUGGGCAAUCUGCUGGUGAUCAUGGGCCUCAUCCACUGCCAGAGAGCCGGUCAUCGGCCCAUUGCCCUCGUGGGCGGAGCCACCGGGCUCAUCGGGGAUCCCAGUGGCCGCAAGACGGAGCGCAACCAACUGGGCGAGUCUGUGAUCGAAACCAAUCUGAAGGCCAUCGAGCAGCAGCUCAGAAGGGUGUUUGAGAACCACGAGAACUGCCUGUGGGACACGAGCAAACACAAAUCUCCACUGGCUCCGCUAACAAUCGUGAACAAUGCCGACUGGUACGCCGACCUGCAGCUCAUCGACUUUGUGGCCAACAUGGGCCGGCACUUCCGCAUGGGCUCCAUGCUCUCCAGGUCCUCGGUGCAGUCGCGCCUGGAGUCGGAGGACGGGAUGAGCUUCACCGAGUUCACCUACCAGAUCUUCCAGGCCUACGACUGGCUGCACCUGCUGCGCCGCCACAACUGCUGCUUCCAAAUGGGCGGCUCCGAUCAGACGGGCAAUCUGAUGACAGGCCACGAGCUCAUCAGUCGCGUGGAGCGGAAGCGAGAGGUCUUCGGCUUAACUCUGCCCCUGGUGACCACGCAGGAGGGCGACAAGUUCGGCAAGUCGGCGGGCAAUGCCGUUUGGCUGGACGGGAACAAGACCUCGCCCUUCGCUCUCUACCAGUUCUUCCUGCGCAUGCCAGACUCCGAGGUGGAGAAGCUCUUGAGGCUGUUUACCUUCAUCCCGAUGCCCCAGGUGGAGCAGCUGAUGCGGGAGCACGCCAGGGAGCCGGAGAAGCGGAAGGCGCAGACUCUGCUGGCCGAGGAUGUGACGCUGCUGGUUCACGGAGAAAGUGGCCUCAAGCAGGCGGAACGCGUGACCAAUGCCCUGUACAAGGGCAAUGUGGAGGGCCUGGCGGAGCUCAACCUGGCCGAGAUCCAGCAGACCUUCCAGGGCGCCACCAUGGUGGACCUGCUGACCGAGCCCGGCAUGUCCAUCCUGGAGUUGGCCAUGAAGGCCAAAUGCUUUCCCACCGAGACCGAUGCCGUGCGCAUUAUAAACGCAGGCGGCUUCUAUGUGAACCAGAAGCGGGUGCAGAACAUCGCCGAGGUGCUCACCACGGGCAUCCACAUCCUGAGGAAUGGGGUUUCCCUGCUGCGCGUGGGCAAACGCAACUUCUACAUCGUCCGCUGGCAGUAGCGAUAAUUGUAACUUGUAUUUUUCGUUAAAUAAUCAUAGGUUGGCUUACAUACAA